AUGGCUCGACCUUCUCCUGCUACGCCAGGCGGCGGAGGCAGCGGUGCCAACAACCUGCAGCUGUCUCCCCCCGAACGUCUUGCCUUUGCCCACUACUUCUCUCUGGCCGAUCCCAGCAAUUCAGGCAUCGUUCAGGGCUCUGCAGCAGUGCCCUUCUUUGCAAAGGCCCGCCUUGCCCCUGCUGUGCUAGGUCAGAUUUGGUCCAUUGCCGACUCUACCAACAAUGGCUUCCUCACAGCUCCUACCUUCAGCGUCGCGCUCCGUCUCAUUGGACAUGCUCAGCGAGGAGAGACGCCAGAUGAGGUCCUCAUCAGCAAGCCUGGUCCACCUCCUAUCCUCGAGGGCAUCCAGCUGCCCAACUUGCCUCCUGCAGGAACGCCGCUGAGCCCCCAACGCACCGGAUCGGCUCAGACACCUGGCAUCGAAAUCAAGCCGGAUGAUCGCGCUCGGUACACUCGCAUCUUCGCAACGGCUGGUCCCUCAGGCGGUCUCCUCGACGGAGAAAAGGCAAAGGACAUCUUCGUCAAAUCGAAGCUCCCCUUCGACAAGCUUGGCGCCAUCUGGAAUCUCGCAGAUACCAAGUCAAGAGGCGCCCUCGAUCUCACCGACUUUGUCAUCGGGAUGUACUUCAUCCAGGGCUCCAUGAGUGGAAGCAUCUCUGCCAUCCCACCGACGCUCCCGCAGGGACUCUACGAGGCAGCCGCUGGAGGGUCAGCAGGUUACCCUUCCAGCCCUCUGAGAGCUCAGACUACCGGCCCAUCGGCUAUCCCUCGGCAAUUGACGGGACAGCAAUACGGAGGCGGAAAUGCUCCGUUGCACAAUGCUACCCUCUCUCCCACUCAUACGGGAGCUCGUGGAAUGUCUGUCAGUGGUGCUGGCUCGCCUGCCCUUGGCUCGGGCGCGCUCGGCCCUCAAAGGACCGGACAAGGCUUCGGUGGGCCUUUCGGUAGCUCCAUGAGCGAUUGGGCUGUGAAUGCCGAAGAGAAGGCCAAGGCCGACCGCUUCUUCGAUGGCCUCGACACCGAGAAGAAGGGCGUACUGGACGGGCAGGUGGUGGUACCUUUCUUCAUGCAAAGUAAGCUCAGUGAGCAAGUCCUGGCUAACAUCUGGGAUUUAUCGGAUAUCACUCAGACGGGCUCUCUUGGCCGGGACGAAUUCGCCGUAGCCAUGUAUCUCAUCAACGCAGCUCUGACUGGGACUGAAGUGCCUCAGGAGCUUCCCGCCAACCUCGUUCCACCGAGCUUGCGAGGCCAGAAGCUACCAGAAGCUGUCAACCCCCAGCAAACUGAUACGCAAAAGGACCUCUUCUCCCUCAUGGACGAUGACGAUGAGCCUACUUCCUUGCCGAUCUCCGCUGCGAGUGCUUUCGCUGCGCCCACUGCGGGAGCGCCCUUGGCUGCCGGAGCCUCAGUUCCACCUCCUUCCCGCUCAGCCGUCGGUAGUCCCUUCGAUGAAGACGCUUUCUUUGGAGGCGACUCUACGGCCGCAAGGGUAGGGUCACCCCCUGCCGCCGGCUCCCGAUCAACGCCAGCACCCAAUGCUCAACUGCCCAUCGAUCAAAGUGCUGAGUUCGGGAACAAGACCUUGCAGCUCAACAGUACCGAGCGUGCAGUCUCAGACCUACAAAGCCGUCGCAGUGGUCUGGAGACUGGGAUCGCGCAAGGGGCGUCUUCCCUCGCCGAACUCGAAUCUCGGCUCUCAACGGUGCGGUCGACCCAUGAGACAGAGAGUCGCCUCGUCAAGGAGCUCGAAGCUAGAAAGGAGAAGCAAGCAGGUGAAUUGAAGACCCUUCGAGAUGAGCUCAUCUCGGGUGAGUCCGAAUUGUCUCGCCUCAAGGGUGAAAAGGACGAGAUUGAACAGCAAGUGAUGCACGAUCGCGAGGAGAUUCGCACUACAAAGAAGAACUUGAGCGAGGUGCAGACUGAGCUGACGGCCCUCAGAGCCGAAGUUGAGAAGCUCAAGAAAGAUGCUCGCCAGCAGAAGGGUAUGGUCGCCAUUGGCAAGAAGCAAUUGAGCACAGCAGAGGGGGAGAGAGAGAAGCUUCAGACAGAAAAGGCUGAGCAUUUGGCUGCCGCUGAGACUGCCAGCAGAGACGCCGGUCCAGCCGGCUAUGGUCAGGACGAGGUAGAGGCCCCUCAAGAGGAGGCCACUGUUCCUGGCGGCCUCGAAGCCGUCAAGAGUCCAGCAGCUAGUGUCAGAAGCAACAAUCCCUUUGAUCGAUUCAAAGCCUCUUCUCCAGCACCUCCCCAGAGCAACAGCGCUGCAUCUCCUUCGCUCUCUGCUGCAACGAUUGGCGCAGGCGCUGCCGCUGGUGUGGGUGCCGCUGUAGUGGGCGCAGGUGCGAUGCACCUCGCAGAAUCUCACCAAGGCAUGGAACAGCAGACGACUGACUCUCAGAGCCGCGGAAUCGGCAACGAUGCCACAGAGGACCCCUGGAACACCUCCGCUUCACCCAAUCCUACAUCGCAAUCGGUGGCUCCUGUCCAAAGCACGCAGCACGAUGCUUUCGACGAUGCCUUCGGCGACGACUUUGCUCCUUCUUCGACUGCCGCGCCCCAAGCUGCCGCCGCCACUGGUAGCAACAGCGCUGCUUUUGACGAUGCUUUUGGUGACUUUGACGAUCCGCCCAAUGCAGCCUCGACCGGGGUCUCCUCCAUCGACAAUACUGCCAGCGAGGGUCUGACUACCACAGCUCCUGCUUCGACGGCUGAUGAGCCCUCAAGCGAUGAAGAGGCGCUUCCAGCAACAAUUGUGGACAAGGGCAAGUCACCUGCUCGGGACAUUGAUGCAGACGAUACUCUGUCCUCUGGUGACGAGGAUGAUGGCCCAGAAGAUCUCGAGAACGAGGGCAGAGGAUACCGAGGCUAUGCAGCUGGCCUGGGCGAUUCCGGCCUUGGCAGUACGCAAGCCAACGAUCUGAAUGACCCCAGCCAAGCCGGCGACGCUGCAACCAGCGUGCUGCCGUCUGCUGGCUCGACCGCUCAGGCGGAAGAGAGGUUCCCGGAAUUGCCCUCUGGCGCCAGUCUCGAGCCCUCGGCGGCCAAUGUCGGUUCAGCUGGUGUCGGACAAGAUGUUGACACACUGCCCUCGAGAGGAGACUUUGCGGGUGCUAUGCCUAGCUCGACCUCGUACCAGUCGACCGGCGCUGCUUCCGGUUUCGUCAGUACUCAGAACACAGGGGUGUCCGAUGCCUUUGUCGAUGCGCCCUCUGGGGACUACAGCCCUGCCCAAAGAGCCAGCGAGGGCCUGUCAUCCAGUGUCCUGCCCCUAGCAGCCUCUCGUCCCGGGCCUCCGCCAGUCACUGACUCUACUCGAUCUCUUGCCGGCUCAGCGAUCGCUGACACUUCUGCGAGCUCAAGGCCCCUGAGUCCAUCUAGUAGCCUCAAGACCAGACGAGCAGCCCCGCCUCCUCCUGUCCGAAGCACUUCUGGCUCUACUACGACUACGACUGCAACUACCACUGCUGCUCAGCCAGCAGCAGGUCAGUCAAUGGGCACGACCGGCAGCAAGGACACUUCUUUCGAUGACUUUGAAGCCUCCUUUGCAGACUUGGGUCCAGUGAAGGAGACGGCUGGCCAGCGAUCGGUAGCCGGAGGUGCCGCCCCCUCCAGCACCGGUAGUGGUGGAUUCGAAGAUGCCUUCGAUGACGAUGCCGACUUUGACUUUGUGCCCUCCUUUGGAAGCGGGGCCCAGCCAAGCGCUGCUGCUGGAGGACAGGGUGGCAUGGGUGCCCAGCAGCCUUUCGGUUCUGGUGUAACCCAGUCCACUACCACUGACAGUGCCUUUGACGGCUUCGACGACGCCUUUGGCGGCGCUCCUCAGCAGGGCUCAACGACAUCAGCUGCGCCGCAGAGGACUUCGACAGGCGGCGCUGCCCCUCCCAUCAACUUUGGCUCGUAUGGCAACUUCUCUCCCUCGACACAAACGGGAAGGGGCGGAGGAGCCACGGGGGCCAAUACCAGUCACAGUGGAGGCACAGACUCGUCUGCCUUUUCGUUUGAAGACGCCUUUGCCCCUUCGGCUGACGGGACAGGAGCACCGACUGCGGCACCCGUCUCCUCGUCUGGAGGCGCGCCCGACUCGAAUUACAAUUACAACAGCAGCGCCAGCUACUAUGCUCCACCUCCCGGCCCUCCACCGCCAGAGACUGCAGCUCCUGCAGGUGCGGGCUCGGGCUCGGGCUCGGGUCUAUCCGUGCCUCAGUCGGGCAACAGUGCCAGUGCCGGUUCUGGUGCACCGCGCGCCAGUCCUGCUCUAGCGGAUGAUGCUCCUCCCGUACGACAAUUGGCGGGAAUGGGUUUCCCACGACACAAGGUCAUUGCUGCGCUAGAAAAGAGCAACUAUAGAGUUGAAAAGGCAUUGGAGCGACUCUUGGCUGAGAGCUGA
Messenger RNA from Microstroma glucosiphilum, 4386 nucleotides. RefSeq lists its product as hypothetical. Gene Ontology annotation, biological process: endosomal transport; endocytosis. Gene Ontology annotation, cellular component: plasma membrane; cytoplasm. Bases 1 to 4386 code for a protein of 1461 amino acids. Gene Ontology annotation, molecular function: calcium ion binding; protein binding. The record is from RefSeq and is a predicted model, not a curated record. The transcript is spliced from 3 exons. NCBI's taxonomy places the organism in Eukaryota, Fungi, Basidiomycota, Exobasidiomycetes, Microstromatales, Microstromataceae.